AUUCAAACAACAAGAUUAGCAAUUAAACCACAAAAUAUUCAACUAGUUGAGGAAAAAAUAAUGUUUAUUUAUAAUCAAUCUAUUUACAAACAGAAAGAAUACUCAGCUUUUGAGCUUCUAUUCAAGGCAAACUCUAUAGAUACUUAUUCCAAAGAUACUAUUCAAGAUAUUAACAGACCAAGCUAUCUUUUGUCUAAUAAUUCUGGGUUAAAAAAUAGUCUUUUGGUUUUCUCUAUUAAUAUAUUUAUUGAUAGAUCUACCAAUUCUUUUCUUGACAUAUAUAGUCCUAUUCUUAUUAUUAAUCAACCAACCCAAAAUGAAGCUACAAGCAAAGAAGUUUUCAGAGAAGAUUAUUAA
This is a messenger RNA of Racocetra persica, 357 nucleotides long. Lineage: Eukaryota; Fungi; Glomeromycota; Glomeromycetes; Diversisporales; Gigasporaceae. The record is from the annotation of a GenBank genome assembly.